Molecule: messenger RNA, 1500 nt
Organism: Didymella exigua CBS 183.55
Lineage: Eukaryota; Fungi; Ascomycota; Dothideomycetes; Pleosporales; Didymellaceae
Exons: 4
Coding region: 1-1500 (499 amino acids)
Biological process (GO): amino acid transmembrane transport
Cellular component (GO): fungal-type vacuole membrane
Molecular function (GO): L-serine transmembrane transporter activity; L-histidine transmembrane transporter activity; L-tyrosine transmembrane transporter activity
Source: RefSeq, a predicted model, not a curated record
AUGGCUAGCUGCGCCGCGGUCCCCAACGAGUCACGCGACAUGGCGGCGAGCACCGAUUCACUGCUGCGCGGGAGACGGCGCGGGCGCGGAAAGCAGGACGCCGGCCACCAGGGCCAGGCGUCGUGGAUCUCCAGCGUCAUCAACCUGGCCAACACCAUCCUCGGCGCUGGCCUCCUCGCCAUGCCCUCGGCCCUCUCGAAGAUGGGCGUCUUCCUCGGCAUCUUCGUCAUCGCCUGGGCCGGCUCGACGGCAGCCUUUGGCCUGUACCUGCAGACGCGCUGCGCCCGCUACAUCGACCGCGGGCACGUCUCCUUCGCCGCCCUGUCGCAGCUCACCUACCCGAACGCGUCGAUCCUGUUCGACGCCGCCAUCGCCGUCAAGUGCUUCGGCGUCGCCGUCAGCUACCUGAUCAUCAUCGGCGACCUGAUGCCCGGCGUCGUCGUCGGCUUCGUGCCCAGCGCCGCACACGUCGCCUUCCUCGUCGACCGGCAGUUUUGGAUCACCGCCUUCAUGCUCAUCGUCAUUCCCCUUUCCUUCCUGCGCCGCCUCGACUCGCUAAAGUACACGUCGGUCAUCGCCCUCUUCUCCAUCGCCUACCUCGUCGUCCUCGUCGUCGCCCACUACAUCAAGGGCGACACCCUCGCCUCGCGCGGCACAGUCCGCGUCUUCCAGUGGGCCGGCCCCGUCAGCGCCCUCGCCGCCUUCCCCGUCAUCGUCUUCGCCUACACGUGCCACCAGAACAUGUUCAGCAUCCUCAACGAGAUUGCGGACAACUCCCACUUUCGCACCACCACCGUCAUCGUCGCCUCCAUCGGCGGCGCCUGCGCUCUGUACGUCCUGACCGGCAUCACCGGCUACCUGAGCUACGGCGACAACAUCAAGGGCAACAUCAUCAGCAUGUACCCGACCGCCGCCGCCGCCACAAUCGGGCGAUUCGCCAUUGUCAUCCUGGUCAUGUUCUCCUAUCCGCUGCAGAUCCACCCCUGUCGCGCCAGCAUCGACGCCUGCGCAAAGUGGCGCCCGCGCCGGUCCGCCCGCGCCUGCAGCGACCAGGAACCCAGUCCGAGCCGGCGCUCGCUAGUCGCCAGCGCCGCGCCCAAACCACGCGCCGAAAUGAGCGAUCUGCGCUUCGCCGUAGUCACCACCGUCCUCAUCGUGCUCUCCUUCAUCACCGCCAUGACCGUCUCCUCGCUCUCCCUGGUGCUCGCCUACGUUGGCUCCACCGGCAGCACCACCAUCUCCUUCAUCCUGCCGGGCCUGUUCUACUACAAGAUCUCCGACCCGGAGAGUCCCCACCACCAGCGCCUCGUCAAAGACGAGGACGACGAGAGCGAGUUCUCGUCCGGCGUCGAGGGCGGCGCAACCCGGGAGGGGAACCAGAACCGCGAUCUGCGCCGCGGACUGCUGAGGCGCGCUGCGUUGGCGCUGGCGCUCUACGGCAUGGGUGUCAUGGUGACGUGUCUGGGCAUCAACAUUGUGUUUGGCGCGUCGGGACAUUGA